AAGUUUUAGUAGACGAGUGCGAAGUCUGUUAACUGAAAUAAUACGUAAAAUAAACAGAAUUGCAAAAUUCUUGUUUACUCAAUUUAAGAAUUAAAAUGAACUUUUAAUUACAAUUUGUUACAAAAUCUAUAAAUUUAUGAUCUAUAAUUCAAAUAAUCUACAAUGAAUUAAAAAAGAUUGUUACUAAAAAUAAAGACGUACGACAAUUUAUCAUUAAAUGAUAAAUCCCUGUGCCAUAAAUCAAUCGUAUAAUCAGGAAGCUUGUUACUUUGCCUUCAUAUAAAUGAGAGAAGGUUCGAACUUUAAGUAAAAAAAAGAAAUUUAAUUACAAAAAAAAAAUGUCUCACACCAUGAGUGAAAAUCAAAUUAACAACAAAUCAAUUUACAAUUUUUCUUGUGAUAAAAUUUCGAAGAUUGUGUCAAAAGCAGAAAUAAAAGUUUUGUACGAACAAAUAUUUUGCGAUGAAGCGGAAAAUAUUGACUAUUCUUUACAACCGUUUUGUGAUGAAAAACUCGGUUUUCUUGGUUCACAUUUAAAAUUGGAAUUAAUUGGAAGAACAAAAAAAAGUCAGCAAAUAAGAAAAAAAUCAUUUUUCUUAAAGAUCAUUCCAUAUCAACUACCAUUGCAGGCAAUUUUCAUUCAGGAGAGUCAAAUUUUUGCUAAGGAAAUAUUUUUCUUUGAGAAUAUUGUGCCUGAAUUGAAUUACAAUUAUUUUGGUGAGAAAUGGUCGCCAAUUUGUUAUUUAAUUAAAGACGAUGCUCUUGUUUUUGAGAAUUUAAAAGAAAAGGGUUUUCGAAUGAUUCCCGAUAAAAUAUUCGAUAGAGAAUUAAUGAUCGCUGCAUUGACGUCAAUUGCAAAUUUACAUGCGGCAUCGAUAAUUGCUGAGGAUCGAUUGAAGCAAAAAUUUAAUAUCAUUUUUCCAGAAGCCUUCGAGGAGAAUCCAUUUGAUAAUUCAGUGAAACGUUUACAAUGGUUUGAGACUGCUGUCGAUUUUACGAUAUUUCUCGCCGAUAAAUUAGGUUUAAAGACAGAGAAUAUUUUUCGAGCUUGUCGAAAGUCGUGUGAGGGUUUUAAACCAUCGGCAACGAAACGUAAUGUCGUGAGUCAUGGUGAUUUAUGGGGUAAUAAUUUGCUAUUCAAUGAAACAAAGAAGAAAUGUGUUCUCGUUGAUUUUCAAUUAUUACGAUAUUCGUCACUCGCUCACGAUGUCACUCAAUUAUUGUAUUUAUGCACGACACGUGAUUUUCGUGAGAAACAUGAGGCGGAAUUGAUAAAACACUAUUUUGCAGUAUUGACACGUGCCUUGAUGGAGAAUAAUAAAAAUAUUCAAAUUCCCUCAUGGAGUGAACUUCUCGAUGGAAUUGAAGAGCAAAGAUUAUGUGCAAUUGUGACGGCGGCAAUUUUCUUUCCAACUGUAUUAAUGGAUGGUAAAAGUGGUGCGGAAAUUUUUGACGAUCCAGAAAAUUACGAUAAAUAUGUAUUUCACGAUCGUAAAGAUUUUGUAUUCUCAAUAAUGCAACGUGAUCCUCAUUAUGCUCGACGUAUUAAUGAAAUUGUUGAGGAACUCGUUGAAUUCGCCGAAAAAUUGCAACAUCUUCCAAAUCCAUCUUAAGAGAAGAAAAAAAAAUUUUCUUUUCUUUCUACACAUCUGAAAAAUAAUCCGCAAAAAAAAUGUAAAUUAUAAUUUUGAAUAUAAAAAUUAAUUGGACGGAUAAAUAAAUUAUAUUUCAACCAAA
Molecule: messenger RNA, 1737 nt
Organism: Leptopilina heterotoma
Lineage: Eukaryota; Metazoa; Arthropoda; Insecta; Hymenoptera; Figitidae
Exons: 1
Coding region: 339-1613 (424 amino acids)
Source: RefSeq, a predicted model, not a curated record